CCCCAGUGACACAAUAGCAGCUCCCUCCAAGAUGGCGGCGGCGACGGCGGACCCGGGAGCUGGGAGCCCGCAGGCUGGAGACUCCUCCGGCGGAAGCGCUGGCGGCGGGCUGCCGUCCCCGGGAGAGCAGGAACUGAGCCGGCGCCUGCAGCGCCUGUACCCCGCGGUCAACCAGCACGAGACGCCGCUGCCGCGCUCCUGGAGCCCCAAGGACAAGUACAACUACAUCGGCCUCUCCCAGGGCAACCUCCGCGUCCACUACAAAGGUCAUGGCAAAAAUCACAAAGAUGCUGCCUCUGUACGUGCCACCCAUCCCAUACCUGCUGCCUGUGGCAUUUAUUACUUUGAGGUGAAGAUUGUAAGCAAAGGAAGAGAUGGGUACAUGGGAAUAGGACUCUCAGCUCAAGGCGUCAACAUGAACAGACUUCCUGGUUGGGAUAAACAUUCCUAUGGUUACCAUGGCGAUGAUGGGCAUUCCUUCUGCUCCUCGGGGACUGGCCAGCCAUAUGGUCCCACAUUUACCACAGGAGAUGUGAUUGGCUGCUGUGUCAACCUCAUCAACAGCACCUGCUUCUACACCAAGAAUGGCCACAGCCUUGGCACAGCCUUCACAGACCUCCCGGCCAACCUCUACCCCACCGUAGGCCUGCAGACACCUGGGGAGAUUGUGGACGCCAACUUUGGGCAGCAGCCCUUCCUGUUUGACAUUGAGGACUACAUGCGGGAGUGGCGUGCCAAGGUCCAGGGCACUGUCCACUGCUUCCCCAUCAGUGCCCGGCUUGGCGAGUGGCAGGCGGUGCUGCAGAACAUGGUCUCCUCUUACCUGGUGCAUCAUGGGUAUUGUGCCACAGCCACAGCUUUUGCCCGAAUGACAGAAACACCAAUUCAGGAAGAACAAGCAUCCAUAAAGAACAGACAAAAGAUCCAGAAGCUGGUGCUGGAGGGCCGUGUGGGUGAGGCCAUUGAGACCACCCAGCGCUUCUACCCAGGGCUGCUGGAGCACAAUCCCAACCUGCUCUUCAUGCUCAAGUGCCGUCAGUUUGUGGAGAUGGUGAAUGGGACCGACAGUGAGGUCCGCAGCUUGAGCUCUCGAAGCCCCAAGUCCCAGGACAGCUACCCUGGCUCCCCCAGCCUCAGCCCCCGCCAUGGCCCCAGUAGUUCCCACACGCACAACACAGGAGCAGACAGUCCCAGCUGCAGCAACGGCGUUGUGUCCACCAAGAGCAAACAGAACCACAGUAAAUAUGCGGCGCCCAGCUCCUCCUCCUCGUCCUCGUCCUCCUCGUCCUCCUCAUCCCCGUCCUCGGUCAAUUACUCCGAGUCCAACUCAGAUUCCACCAAGUCCCAGCCCCACAGCAGCACCAGUAACCAGGAGACCAGUGACAGUGAGAUGGAGAUGGAGGCAGAGCAUUACCCCAAUGGUAUGCUGGAAAGCAUGUCCACACGCAUCGUCAAUGGUGCCUAUAAGCAUGAGGACCUGCAGACAGAUGAGUCCAGCAUGGAUGAUGGGCAUCCUCGGCGGCAGCUCUGUGGGGGCAACCAGGCUGCCACAGAAAGGAUUAUCCUGUUUGGCCGUGAGUUGCAGGCACUGAGUGAGCAGCUGGGACGGGAGUAUGGCAAGAACUUGGCCCACACGGAGAUGCUGCAGGAUGCCUUUAGCCUGCUGGCAUACUCAGAUCCCUGGAGCUGUCCAGUUGGCCAGCAGCUUGACCCUAUCCAGAGGGAGCCUGUGUGUGCUGCCCUGAACAGCGCCAUUUUAGAGUCUCAGAACCUGCCAAAGCAGCCCCCUCUGAUGCUCGCCCUGGGCCAGGCGUCCGAAUGUCUACGGCUCAUGGCCCGAGCAGGCCUGGGAUCUUGCUCCUUUGCCAGAGUUGACGACUACUUGCACUAGCUGACCACGUUGGCUAGCCCCACCUGGCCCUUCCUCGGCCCCAGGGCUGGAGCAGCCCUGCCCUCCAUAGGCACCUGGCGAAGGGACCUGGAAGCCAUGGGUAGAGCCCACUCCUCCUGCCUGGCCUCACCCUCUUCCUUUCCUUUCUUCCUUUUUUUCUUUCCUUCCUUCCUUCCUUUUUCCAUGCCCUGUCUCUCUCCUCUCCCUGUGCAGCGGCCUAUGACACAGUAUUGGCUGGUUACUCUCAUGUAGCGCCUUCUACUUUGAAAGGGGGGUUUUGUUUUGAGGAGGGGUUGGGGUUUUUUAAUCUUUUUUUUUCCUCCUGACUGAGCCACCAGUAUUUAUCUCUGGAGAGUUUGUGCUGAGCUGGUUUCUGCUAAUUUAGUGAUGAAGCCUAUCCAAGUUGGUGAUAGCUUAUUAUUUUCAUAAGUAAAAAAAAAAAAUGAGAUUAUAUAUAUAAAUAUAUAUAUUAAAAAAAAGACACAGUAUUUAUCGUAGUGUUAGUGGUCCAGCAACUCUUGGGUAAGGCUGUCCAGACACCAUGUUUUUAUUUGAGAAUAAACUCAUUAAAAAAGAAUCAUCUCUGUCACCUCAGCCAAGUAAUGUGUUUAUUUCAGGCUUUGUCUUUGUUGAGCCACAGACCCAGCUGCCUUGGGAGGCCCAACAGGCUUUGGGGGCCACUUAGUAGGCAGGUCAGGCUAAGCUGGUUUGCAGUAGCUGAGAGGUAUGGGUCCCUAGAUCCGUGAGAGCUGAGCUGAGCAGAGAACUGCAGGGCUGAGGAUUCAGGGAAGGGAUGAAUUGGCCCAGGGCUACACAGGAAGGCAAGGGAGUAAAGGAUCUUGGCCAGCACACUAUCCACCUUUCUACCCUGCCUCUCACUGCCUGCCUUGCCCUUCUCUCUCUCCCCUUUUCAACAUCCUCCCUUUCCUUGUUGUUAAGAUGGCCAAAUAAUUAAUUUACUCAAAAUUGAUUCCCUGGACACUGCCUGCCUUCAACCCAAGAGCUGCUGUGUGUCAGGCUGUGGGGAGGAAUCUCCAUUCCCAGGACUUGAGUACAGGGGCUGCCUUUUUACUGCCUGGAUCUUCACCAUCUCUGCACAACUCUGAUGGAAUCGAUGCUUUCUGUUGAGAAGCCUGGACCUCUGGAGGCCAAUUUUUGGACUGCCCGUCAUUGGAGUGGAUGGAACCCUUGACUGCCUAGGCCAGGCAUUACUGCAACUGUGCUGGGCAGCUCCCUGCAGUUUGGCCCCAGCCACUCUUAGGAAAAACUGCUAUGAGUAUUUGCUGGCCGGAGGAAGGGACCUCAUGGGCUUUACAAAUGUCCCACCAGCUGUUUCAGAAGGGUCCUUGCAGCUGGUGGGGCAAAAAUAGUCCUGGUACUGCCAUCAGGGACUCAGGAGAGGAAGGGAUGAAAUGACUGCGAGGACUUGGGUGGGCCGUCCGUGGAGAGGACUGACUGCCCAUGAGGAGAAGAGGGAGAAGGCCUGCCCAGAGGAGCACCAGGAGAGGCUGGGAUUUCUCUACCUGCUUCACAGUGAGAGGGAGCACACAAGCAGGCCCUGAGAAUGGGCAAGGCCAGAAGUUGAACUUCCCUGCCCGGAUCUAGGCUGGGCAAGCUCCUGCUCUCCAUCAGUGGACACAGGAAUAGUUGAUACAGCCUGACAUAUUCAGUGCCUGCCAGGCCCACAGCUGGACAACAAGAAAAGUGAUUGAGUUGGACCAACUUCUGGUGAUGGGGUCUGUGCUCUUCCAGAGUUCUGCCUCUGGACAUGAUCGUAGAGGCUGCUGCUUUUUUGCUCAGCAGGCAGCCCACAGACCAUGGCCCACUAGGGAGGUAUUAUCUUGUCUGUAAAGGAAACUCAUCCUGUGCAAGGCUGAGGAUGUUUAGUUCUCAAACCUAGAGGUUGCAAACCUCAGGCUGUUAAAAUGGUCAGAGCCAGGGAAGAUUGGGAAUUAAAACCAGAGGCUUUUGCAGCUGGAAUGGGGUUCAGAGAACAUCUAUUCCACCAGUUUUCUUUUAUAGAUAAGGAAAUAGGCCCAGGAGAUUAAGUGACUUGGCCAAAGUCACACAGCAAAUUAGUGGCAAACCUGGGACUAACCUCAUCCCUGUGGGUUGGGCAACACUGUUUAGUACUGAAGCUGAACAGCAGGUGAGGGGUUUGGCUGGCGAGGCCUCCAGCAGUGUCUGAGCAACUGGUACCUUCAAGGGUGUGUCAGGGAUGGGGAUGGAUGCCUGGGCUUGGGUUGUGGAGCAGCUGAGAGAGGGCUCAGAAGGGCUCAGGACAGCAGUGUGCUGCUGGGGUUGGAGUCCGCCUGGCUCUCACUCAGUACCCAUGGCCACCUCCCCAUUUUCUGUGCCUUAUCUCACUGUUUCAGCUGAGUCCAAGUUGUUUACUGUGUUCCUCUUCAGAGGGGCUCUCUGUCCCAGUUGGACAGCUUACCUUCGGGACAUAAGCCUUUGCCCCACAAGCCGUGGAGAGGACCAAAACCAAGCUGCUUGAGCCCACUAUCUUGCUGAUAGUCCAGGCCUGCUUGCCACCCAGAGGAGCCCCUUAUGCAUACCCAGUCCUACCUGCCUGCUUCUGGAGCCGAAAGUGGGGAAGGCACCUGGGAGGGGCUCUGGGGAAGGACCAUAUGUGACCCAGGAGGACAGGAGGAAGACCUGGCUCUGUUGGGUUUUCCAGCCUUGGGGGAGCAGCCAGCCUUCCUUAUUUACCUUUUCCCUUUGUGCUACCAAAUGGUCGCUUCUUCCAGAGCGGAAACUGGCCAACCGUGCAAAGAAAGCCAGAACCCCUUAUCCACUCUCACUCAAUUGGUCUGUGGCUGGGUGCAGGCCAUCAGAACAGGGACACCAAGAGAUGGAGAAGUGGGGAUUGCCUGGCCACCCAGCACCUUCCUACUCCUUAUGCAAGCACAAAGAAGAAGAGGCAGAGAGCUGUCAGAGCUGCAAGUUCCUUUGGUUGCUCACAACUCAGGUAUGCACAUGGUGUGGCAGCCAGGCAGCAGAGCCCUGUUUGACCACCAGUCCCACUCGCCCGGACCUAUGGCCAGAUUGUGGACUCUGGCUGCCUCAGGCACCACCUCUUUGCAUAAGGGUUCCCUCCAUUCGUAACUACAGCUGAAACAGGCAUCCUCCACAUUGUGCACACUGGUUCUGCCUUUGUCCUCUCGCAAGUGGGUAACUUGGCAUUAGCAUGAAACUUGUGGGUGUGGGAGGGUUUAGAGAGAAUUCUAACACAAAACAUCCUAUUAAAUUGUACUUGAGAGAUAAAAAACUCCUGUUGUAUUUUGACAGAGUUAUUUUUAUUAAAAUACACAUCCAUGAGCAA
Manis pentadactyla (Chinese pangolin) is the source of this 5219-nucleotide messenger RNA. RefSeq names its product RAN binding protein 10 (gene RANBP10). Gene Ontology annotation, biological process: cell surface receptor signaling pathway; cytoskeleton organization. Gene Ontology annotation, cellular component: cytoplasm. Gene Ontology annotation, molecular function: protein binding. Bases 32 to 1891 code for a protein of 619 amino acids. NCBI's taxonomy places the organism in Eukaryota, Metazoa, Chordata, Mammalia, Pholidota, Manidae. The record is from RefSeq and is a predicted model, not a curated record. The transcript is spliced from 14 exons.